Octopus sinensis (East Asian common octopus) is the source of this 2476-nucleotide messenger RNA. RefSeq lists its product as uncharacterized. Lineage: Eukaryota; Metazoa; Mollusca; Cephalopoda; Octopoda; Octopodidae. Gene Ontology annotation, cellular component: membrane. The transcript is spliced from 4 exons. Bases 620 to 2062 code for a protein of 480 amino acids. The record is from RefSeq and is a predicted model, not a curated record.
AGAAUGCUCAGCGCAUGUUAAUUUUUACACCUCGUCGGAUCGUUGUUCGCUGUUUGUUCUAGCGACACACACCUUGCUCCUGUGUCUUUCCAGUCUUUUUCUAAUUAACCACUGCUUUCCUUUCAUCCAAGUCUACACACACGGCAAGGGAUUCAGCGCAUAAAAUACAGCAGUUUUUUUCUUUUUACUGUAAUAUAUAUAUUCAAACAUGCAGCCACAUAUAUAUAUAUAUAUAUAGUUGUAGGUUGUGAAAUUGAACAUCAGUCGCUUCAACCCUGUCUACGUAAUUACACAGAAACCUAAUUAUUUAUUCUUUAUUUGGGGAUCUACAAGACAGUUGCAUCUUAAUUAACUGCAGCCUUGUCCCCUAUCCUACCUAACCCCUUCUCCAUUUACAUCACUUGGUUUUAUUAAUAUUACUACUGUUGUUGUUGUUUUCUUCGCUGCUAAUUAUGUGAUUGUUUUUUGGUUUUUUCUUUUACUCCAGUCAACGAAACACAUUUCCAAUUUACGCUGAAAAUGUUGCGUGUAUAAUAAUAAUAAUAAUAAUAAUAAUAAUAAUAAUAAUAAUAAUAGUAAUAAUAAAUAUAAUCGGAGCUGGAGAUUUUCGUCACGCGUAAUGAUGAAUGACGAUAAAUUCGAAGAAACAUCAGAAAGGACAAGUUUGUUCCAGUCGACUAACUGUGUCCGAGAACCGUGGAAGGCGACCAGAUCGCUCUACCAACAGAGAUUGAAACAACUGCACCACCAUCAACAACAACAGCAGCAGCAACAACAACAACAACAACAACAACCGAAUCAUCAACGUCUACUUGAUGAAGACGACGAAGAUGAAGAUGAAGAUGAUGAGGAGCAUGGCUACUGUUGCGCUGACCAGGCAUCGCUGACACAUCAACACCACUCGAAAAUAUUAUUUCACCAACCGAAGCAGUGCAAUGCCUCGCAGAACCACUUUCGCAUUCCUCACCAUAAACUACAACAGACACCGUCUCCGCCGUCGCAUCAGCGGCACUGCAACAUCCCUCUUCUAGCUAAUUCUCCUGGAUUUUAUCGUCAUCAUCAUCAUCAUCACCACAACAACCACCAACAUCAUAGUCACGACGACGGCCACGACCACGACGAUCACCACCACCACCACCACCAGCACUACCACCACCACCACAAUCACAAUCACCUUCUCUCAGACCACCAACAGGUAACGCCAUGUAAUCCAGCUUCCUUGUCCAAGUCUUCCAUCUUUCCCACUGUCCAGCCAACGCUCAAUAAUAAUAACAACAACAACAACAUCAACAACAACAACGGAAACAACAACAGCCUUCCAGCCACCCUCAACCAAGAGCUUUGUGGAGGAAGACUCGGAACUCGCUGCCCCAAGAGCUUCCAUGUCGAUAGCAACGCAUCUUGUUUGUGUUGCAGCUCCUCGGCUGGGUUCCCCCACCAUGCUGCUAUCAUGAAAACCUCCUCGUCUUGCAAACCGCACAUCUAUACAUCGUCUUGCUCUUCCGACUGUCCACAUCUCUCUGCCGUUCCCAAUGACCACAUCAUCCUAACCUGGAAUUUUCAAUACUGUCGAUCGUUCCAAGGAAUUCUUCGGUUAUUGCAAGUGAUAUUUUCUGUGGUGUCACUCGUGUGUUUAACAACGUCUGGAAGACAUGAGGGAGGUUACCUGUCUUUGCCGCUCUGUUGGCAUUUUCGUAUCAUGGUUUUCAUUUUGGUUCUCACUCUGCUCAGCAGUUUUGUUGUCUGGACAUUCCACGCUAUCGGACUUUCCAGUGCAUUCCCCAUCAAUUGGUACUUCCUUGACAUGAUUGCUUACUCCAUAUUCGCAUUUCUCUACCUUGUUGGAGCUUCCCUUGUGGCCAGCGCAUUUGAUUUUUAUGAGAAAAUGCAAGUGGGCGUCACUCACCAAACUAUACAGCAACUGAUUUUAUCAGUGAUAAUUGGUUACAUUUGUUUAUUCUUGUAUGGAACAACAGCUGUGAUUGGUUACCGACAGUGGAGAAUACAACUGAAACAGUACCAACAUAGGAAACUAUUGGAAGAGGACAACUAUGAAGUGUGAUCGAUUUAGAAAGGAAAACUGAUCAUUUCAAAAGGAAGAGGAUGAAUUAUUAUUAUUAUUUCUCAUGUUAGAAAAAUCAACAUUAUUAUUAUAUUAUCACCAAAAAAAUUUGAUUAAUGCCUACAUAAAACAUUCCCAACCCUUCCAAACAGUAUUCCAAGUAGGUUAUUUAUCCUCCAGGAUGCUUUGAAUAGAGUAAUAACUCUGUCAGUUGAUGAGACCUAGCCGAGGCUUCUAGUUGCAGAUUUUUACCAAGUCUAUAUCCUCAACCAUCAGAAAUCCAAUUCUUUAUCAGAUAGACUGUAUGCUAAAGUCUUCAAAAGUACAACCAUACCAUUUGUUCAUUAUCACCUAAAAGCUUCGCUAGAUCAAUUCACUGUACUUGAAUCUUGAAUAUAUAAAACCAUUCUGAGA